Paramecium tetraurelia is the source of this 1389-nucleotide messenger RNA. RefSeq lists its product as uncharacterized. Lineage: Eukaryota; Ciliophora; Oligohymenophorea; Peniculida; Parameciidae. The record is from RefSeq and is a predicted model, not a curated record. The transcript has 2 exons.
AUGUCUUCUUUUACGGGAUUUCUUGUGAAAAAAACUAUACAAGAUUAUCCAAUCAGAUAACAAUUAGGGUAUUACUAGGAUUUUCAGAGAUAGAACUUGACUCUCUACAUAAAUAAAAAGCUUGCAGAUAUGAGAUUGUCAAAUGGCACAAACUCUGUCAAUGCUAAAAGUUUAGUUAAUUUAAACAUUUAAACAAAUAUUGAUACACCAAAUAAAGUGGGUAAUUUUAGAAGAAGGCAGAUUUCAUAAUAGGAAUGUUAAUCGCGACCAAAAACCUCUUAUCAUAAAAAAUAACAUAAAGUUUAACCAAAACCAGAAUAAAAGGUUGCAUCCCUAAUAAAUGACGAAUUGAUGAAAUAGAAUUCAACUAGUUCCUUGUAUCAGGAAUAUAAAAUGGCCAAUCUCAAGGCAAACCUUUAAAAAUUGCAAGCCCAAAAAAAAUGCAACCUAAUCGAACUCAAUCAUGUUGAAUUGGCUGAUGAUGAAUAAAUUAAUUAUUAUUUGACUGAAUUAUGUAAGUAGCAUCCCGAAGUGGAUAUUGGCAAGCUGUUGGAUGUGGACGUAGAAAAAGUGUCAUUGAUCCAUCAUCAAGACAAGUUGAACGAGUUAAUAGAGAAGAGGAUAAAUUAAGAGGAAUUCGAUUAAUUACUAAGCAAGGAUGAGAAAACAAAUUUGGUCAAAGUCUACAAAGAAUCCAGGUAUGAUCAAUUCGAACCAGAGUACAGUAAAAAGAACAAAUUAAAAAUGACUACGUUUAAAAAAUAAAAAGAGAUUUAGGAUAAAUUAUUUGCUUAAAUAUUUGAGGAUGAAGUUCAAAAUAAAACUCAAAAAGUUGACAUGAACAAAUUUUUCAGAGCUCCACCCCAAUAAAUAUCAGGUAAGAUUAAAAGAAGAUCAAAUUAUGCUAUUAAUUCCAAACCUUUAUCUCAUAGGUAAUCUCCUGGAGUUAGCCAUUUCGAAUCAAGACCUUAGACUGCCUUAGGUACACAUACACAAUCCUAGACAUUCUUGACGACCAAAUAAAAAUGGGAUGGUAAAGGUGUUGAUCCUGAUACUUAAUAAUAAAUGCAAGAUAUUAUUGGAUAUUGUAUUGAAUUAGAGGAUGAACAGAAAAAGGAGAAGAAAUAAUUUAAAAGAAAAAUGAGGAGAAUGGAUUAGGAGAUAUAACGAUCAGUGAGAACAGUAUCAGAAUAAUUUCAUAAUUAAGACAAAUAAACUAUACAACAUGAGGAAUUCAAAAAGUUUUAGAGUGAAACAUAAUUCAAGAGAAAACUUAUUGGGUUUUUGAUGAAUCAAGUUGCUGAUAAAAAUGAGAUUUUGAGUUAGAAAGCACGAAAAGAAUCAACUAGUAAAUUUAUUCAUAAAGUUUCAAAAUUAUCUAAUGAAUGA